GCCGACGCAACCGGACGCAUUCCAAGUCCAACGGCCGAGAUCGUUCCGAACCUUCACGAGGGCCAGGCCCUAAAACCCUCUCCUCUGUAAAACCUCAUCUCUUCCUCCCUCUUUUCCCCUUUUCGCCGGAGUUUCUCGCCAAUCUUUGAAGGGAACCUUAUCGGCCAACAACCCCACCAAACCCUAGAACUCCGCAGCUCUUCUCAGAAAAUGGCUUCAACUUUCAGCACCAUGUCUACAAUUGGCUCUGUGGCUGCUCCCAGCAGUUUUGUGACUGACAGGAAGCUCUCAGCUUCUGCUCAAAAGUUCUCUAAGCUCUCUUCUCUUGCUUCCUCAUCUUCUAGUUCUCUAAGUGGCAGGAGGCAGAACUUGCACCUGCAGAAAAGAUGUAACUCUGGUAUCAGGGCAAUGGCCAAGGAGUUGUACUUCAACAAGGAUGGGUCUGCCAUUAAGAAGCUGCAAACAGGAGUUAAUAAGCUUGCAGACCUUGUGGGGGUCACUCUUGGCCCAAAGGGCAGGAAUGUUGUUCUGGAGAGCAAAUAUGGGUCGCCAAAAAUUGUCAAUGAUGGUGUCACUGUUGCCAAAGAGGUUGAACUAGAAGAUCCUGUGGAAAACAUUGGGGCUAAGUUGGUACGGCAAGCUGCUGCAAAGACCAACGACUUGGCUGGGGAUGGGACUACUACUUCCGUUGUUCUUGCUCAAGGUUUGAUUGCGGAAGGUGUUAAGGUGGUUGCAGCAGGUGCAAACCCAGUUCAGAUCACCCGAGGUAUUGAGAAAACAGCCAAAUCUCUAGUUGCUGAACUCAAGCUAAUGUCAAAAGUGGUUGAAGACAGUGAACUUGCUGAUGUAGCUGCAGUCAGUGCUGGAAACAACUAUGAGAUUGGAAACAUGAUAGCUGAUGCUAUGAGUAAGGUGGGUAGGAAAGGGGUGGUUACACUUGAAGAGGGGAAAAGUGCCGAGAAUAGCCUUUACGUUGUAGAAGGCAUGCAAUUUGAUCGUGGUUACAUCUCUCCAUACUUUGUAACAGAUAGCGAGAAAAUGUCAGUUGAAUAUGAGAACUGCAAGUUGCUUCUCGUAGACAAGAAAAUUACAAAUGCGAGAGAUCUUAUCAAUGUUUUGGAAGAUGCAAUUAGAGGGGGAUAUCCCAUCUUGAUAAUUGCCGAAGAUAUUGAGCAGGAAGCUCUUGCUACCCUUGUUGUCAAUAAGCUCAGAGGUGCAUUGAAGAUUGCUGCACUUAAAGCCCCUGGAUUUGGAGAACGCAAAAGUCAAUACCUUGAUGAUAUCGCCAUCCUUACUGGAGCAACUGUAAUAAGAGAUGAGGUUGGGCUUUCCCUGGAUAAAGCUGACAAGGAGGUUUUGGGUACUGCUGCUAAAGUUGUGCUAACCAAAGAUUCAACCACGAUAGUUGGUGAUGGUAGCACUCAAGAAGAAGUAACCAAACGGGUUGCACAAAUCCGUAAUCUGAUCGAGGCUGCCGAGCAGGAAUAUGAAAAGGAAAAAUUAAAUGAGAGGAUUGCGAAGCUUUCCGGUGGAGUUGCUGUCGUUCAGGUUGGUGCCCAAACAGAGACAGAACUUAAAGAGAAGAAAUUAAGAGUUGAAGAUGCUCUAAAUGCUACCAAGGCAGCUGUGGAGGAAGGUAUUGUUGUUGGUGGUGGUUGUACCCUUUUGAGGCUUGCAGCAAAGGUUGAUGCCAUCAAAGAUACUCUCGAAAACGAUGAACAAAAGGUGGGAGCUGAUAUAGUAAAAAGGGCUCUGAGUUACCCAUUAAAAUUGAUUGCAAAAAAUGCUGGAGUAAAUGGAAGUGUUGUCAUUGAGAAGGUACUUUCAAGUGACAAUUUCAAAUUUGGUUAUAAUGCUGCAACUGGAAAUUAUGAAGAUUUGAUGGCUUCUGGAAUUAUUGACCCCACUAAGGUGGUUAGGUGCUGCCUGGAGCAUGCAGCAUCAGUUGCAAGAACAUUCCUUACUUCAGAUGUUGUCGUGGUUGACAUCAAAGAGCCAGAGCCAGUGCCUGCUGGGAAUCCGAUGGACAAUUCAGGAUAUGGCUACUAAUUAUGCUAUGGAUACCAGGGAAAGGAAAACUCCUGCCUGGGUAGUAACUGCGAUGUUGGUUUUUUCUUUUUGUAUGCCUAAUUCACGCAUUGUUUUACGCAUGCAUGAGAGGGUGAGGUUACGUUAGCAUUCUGAAAUUCUUGCAGCGGCAUGCGAAUGUCAUUAAUCUGGCUGCACCAUUUUGUACUGUCUUCGAGGAACCAAAUUUAGCUUUGAUAUAAAAAAGAACACCUUUUUUUUUCAA
Messenger RNA from Phoenix dactylifera (date palm), 2293 nucleotides. RefSeq names its product ruBisCO large subunit-binding protein subunit beta, chloroplastic. Gene Ontology annotation, molecular function: ATP binding; ATP-dependent protein folding chaperone. The record is from RefSeq and is a predicted model, not a curated record. Gene Ontology annotation, biological process: protein refolding. Lineage: Eukaryota; Viridiplantae; Streptophyta; Magnoliopsida; Arecales; Arecaceae.